CCAGGGGGAAAAACCCCUUAAGCUUUAUAGCUCUUCAUUUUGCUUUUUGUUGUUUAAUUCCUUUGAUUUAUUCUUCUUCUUGUUCUUUUGAUCGGCGGCGAUCGGUGGAUCACCGGAGAUGGCGCCCAAAUCUGACAGCGUCGAAGGGAUUGUUCUCAACUACGUAAACGAGCAAAAUAGACCACUGAAUUCACAAAAUGCAGCUGAUGCACUGCAAAAAUUUAAUCUCAAGAAGACUGCAGUACAGAAAGCAUUGGAUACAUUAGCUGAUAGUGGGCAAAUAUCAUUUAAAGAGUACGGUAAACAAAAGAUUUACAUUGCCCGUCAAGAUCAGUUCAAGAUACCCAAUGCUCAAGAGCUUGAUCAGAUGAAGACGGCUAAUGCCAAGCUACAGGAAGAUCUUGAAGAGCACAAGAAAGUAAUACAGGAGACUGAGGCCGAAAUUCGAGCAUUGCAAUCAAACUUGACUCUGGAGGAAAUACGCUCCAAAGAGGCUAAAUUGCAUAAUGAAGUGUCUGAAAUGGAGGCAAAGCUAAAGAAACUGCGCAGUGGAGUUAUUCUGGUAAAACCAGAAGAUAAGAAGGUGAUUGAAGAGACAUACAAUGAGAAGCUCAGUCAGUGGCGAAAGCGUAAGAGGAUGUUCAGGGAGUUGUGGGAUGCUAUAACAGAGAAUUCACCCAAAGACCUGAAAGAAUUUAAGGAUGAACUUGGUCUUGAGUAUGAUGAAGAUGUUGGAGUGAACUUGCAGUCUUUUGCUGAAUUAAUCAACCCUAGUAAGAAGAGAAGGUCAGCUUGAUGAUUUCUUCUGAAGCAUUUUGUAGGUAGACAUAGUUUUACUAUGUUGACGAACUAUGAAGGUAGAUUAGUUUCAGGCUUUAUAUAUUCCAGAAGAUAAAGGAGGUUAGAAUGUAUAGUUUCUCUUGAUAUGUUUUCUGCUGUCAAUUUAGUGAUCAAGUAAUUAGUAAAAGAAAAUUGCUUUUCCUUCCAAUUGUGUCACCUUCAGCAAAGGUUUUAUUUAGUGGAUUGUUUUACAAUACGAGGAAACGUCAUAUUACAGAU
Messenger RNA from Asparagus officinalis (garden asparagus), 1059 nucleotides. RefSeq names its product homologous-pairing protein 2 homolog. Gene Ontology annotation, biological process: meiotic joint molecule formation; homologous chromosome pairing at meiosis; meiotic strand invasion involved in reciprocal meiotic recombination. Gene Ontology annotation, molecular function: recombinase activator activity; double-stranded DNA binding. Lineage: Eukaryota; Viridiplantae; Streptophyta; Magnoliopsida; Asparagales; Asparagaceae. Bases 119 to 796 code for a protein of 225 amino acids. The record is from RefSeq and is a predicted model, not a curated record. The transcript is spliced from 6 exons. Gene Ontology annotation, cellular component: DNA recombinase auxiliary factor complex; condensed nuclear chromosome.